AUGUCAAUCCUUGCUUCGCCCUCAUGUUGUUACUACUGUGCUCCCCUCCCUGCUGUUACUCCUGCGCACCUCUCCUUGCUGAUACUCCUCUCCUCCCUCCCCUCCUCCCCUUCCCUGCUGUGGUUCCCCUGCUCCCCUCCCUACUGUGACUCCUCUCCUCCCUUCCCUGCUGUGGUUACCCUGCUCCCCUCUCUGCUGUGGUUUCUCUCCUCCCUUCCCUGCUAUGGUUCCUCUCCUCCCCUCCCUGCUGUGGUUCCUCUCCUCCCUUCCCUGCUGUGGUUCCCAUGCUCCCCUCCCUGCUAUGGUUCCUCUCCUUCCUUCCCUGCUGUGGUUCCUCUGCUCCUCUCCCUACUGUGGUUCUUCUCCUCCCCUCCCUGCUGUGGUUCCCCUGCUCCCCUCCCUGCUGUGACUCCUCUCCUCCCUACCCUGCUGUGGUUCACCUGCUCCCUUCCCUGCUGUGGUUCCUCUCCUCCCUUCCCUGCUGUGGUUCCCCUGCUCCUCUCCCUGCUGUGGUUCCUCUCCUCCCCUCCCUGCUGUGGUUCCUCUCCUCCCCUCCAUGCUGUGGUUCUUCUCCUCCCUUCCCUGCUGUGGUUCCCACGCUCCCCUCCCUGCUAUGGUUCCUCUCCUCCCUUCCCUGCUGUGUUUCCCCUGCUCCUCUCCCUGCUGUGGUUCCUCUCCUCCCCUCCCUUCUGUGGUUCCUCUCCUCCCCUCCAUGCUGUGGUUCCUCUCCUCCCUUCCCUGCUGUGGUUCCCACGCUCCCCUCCCUGCUAUGGUUCCUCUCCUCCCUUCCCUGCUGUGGUUCCCUGCUCCUCUCUGUUGGGCAUGGGAUAA
Molecule: messenger RNA, 831 nt
Organism: Closterium sp. NIES-65
Lineage: Eukaryota; Viridiplantae; Streptophyta; Zygnematophyceae; Desmidiales; Closteriaceae
Source: the annotation of a GenBank genome assembly